UUAAUCAGACCCAAAGAAAUCAAUCCGUCAAUUGUUAAUAAGCAGUGUGUUGUUUACAAUUUUUCAUGUGAUCUGUGCGAUGCAGAUUAUGUCAAGUAUACAGCCCGACACCUUCAUCAACGAAUUGCUGAACACAAAAAUUCGGCAAUCGGUAGACAUUUCUUAGAAGCUCAUGGUAAAAACAACCUUUUGAGAGAAAGCCAAUUCACGGUUUUAAGAAAGUGCCAGAGCAAAUUUGAUUGCUUAAUAUUUGAAAUGCUCUUCAUCAAGAAACUUAAGCCCAAUUUAAAUAUUCAGACGGACUCCAUACGUGCGAAACUCUUUGUUUGA
This is a messenger RNA of Pocillopora meandrina, 330 nucleotides long. The record is from the annotation of a GenBank genome assembly. Lineage: Eukaryota; Metazoa; Cnidaria; Anthozoa; Scleractinia; Pocilloporidae.